Molecule: messenger RNA, 1314 nt
Organism: Cladocopium goreaui
Lineage: Eukaryota; Dinophyceae; Suessiales; Symbiodiniaceae
Source: the annotation of a GenBank genome assembly
CGGCACUCCAAACUUAAACUUUGGCCAUGGCAUUCCGACUCUCAGCCAGUGGGGCGCCGGCCCCGUCAGAGGGCAGUAGCCGGAGCUCCGGCAGCAUGUUCGGCAAGAUGAAGGACCGCGCCGCUGGCGCGGCGGCCGCCGGCAUGGCGGCGGCCUCGCAGGCCGCCACGAAGGCGGCGAAGACGGCCAAGUACGGCGUCGCCGUGGCCCGCGACGCCGCCUUUGGUUCCGGCGAGAAACCUCUUCCGCCGCGUUCGCCGCAGGGCAGUGGUGGUGGCUAUGCGCCGCGCUAUGACGAGGACGACGAGGAGAUGGAAUUGCAGCGCGCCCUCGCGGCUUCCAUGAAGACCGCUGCGCAGGAGCGCACGAGAGGUGCAGAGGCACCGCGCUUCUCGGCAAGCCAGGCAAGCCAGGUGCCUCGAAAUCCUCCUGGUUUGGAGAUGUUGAUGGAGAUGGGCUUCGAGGAAAGCUUGGUGAGGAUCGCCUUACAGGCCAGCGAUGGAGAUGUGGAGGCAGCCCUGGCGCAACUCUGUGCCAACAGGGAAGACCUGGAGGGUGCCGCCAGUGACGGCAGUUCUGUUGGCACCCCAACACACGGCGCAGCGCAGCGGUGCGCCGCAUUGGAGGCUGCAGAGAAGAGGGCUGCCGAGGCCCGAAACAACGCUGGCACUAUGGACGACUGGAGGCAAGAACAGCGCCGCCAGGCUUCAAGGGCUCCGGAGCCACCGCCGUCGGAGCGUCCGGCGCAAGCGCCAGCGCAAGCUCCGCGGCCGCCCGCGAGGGAUGAUGCGGAUCCGGAGGACUGGAUGCUCCAACAAGCCUUGUCAGCGUCGCUGGAAACUCCUCAGAAGACCGAGGCAGAGGCGCAAGAUCCUGAGCUGUUGGAUCUGCAGCUGCGACAGGCCAUGCCUGAAGAGGAGUUGGACCUUCAAAUGGCUCUCAGUGCCAGCCUUCAUGCGCAGGCCCAUGAGGCCGACGAUCCCAGCUGUGCGGGUGCAGCUGUGGGUGAAGAAGCUGAGCAGGAAGAAGAAAGGGCUCGCCUAUCGGCCUCCGCGCAACACCACCUGUCACAGGAGCAAGAGAAGUUGCCAGAGGACGAGGUCAAAAAGGAGGCAGUUGCGGAGGCUCUACCCAGGCCUGCAGCCUCACCAACCAAGGAGGGUGUCAGUGCACCGUCCUAGGCGCAUGGGAUGUCGCUGCGAUCUGUCACCGGCAUGAGAGCACCAGGACCUAUCCCUUGGAUUCCUGUUUUGACAGCUAGCACAGCUGGUCCUUGUGUUCAGUAGAUUUGGGUCUCAACAUGUUGGACAAGCA